GUGGGGUCGCGCUGUCGCGGUGGGCUGGGUUCAUCGCUCGGUGGAGACGCCCCGUGUGUCCGUCCCCUCCUCCCUUCGCCGUUCGAAGCCAUGUCGCUGUUCCAGUCCGCUUUGGACUUCCUGGCGGGGCCUGGCUCCCUGGGCGCCGCCAGCCGCGACCAGAACGAUUUCGUGGGGCAGACGGUGGAGAUGGGCGACAUGAAGCUGCGCAUCAGGCGGGUCAUCGCCGAGGGUGGUUUUGCUUUUGUCUAUGAAGCUCAAGAUCUUGGAAGUGGCAAAGAUUAUGCUUUAAAGCGAUUGUUGUCUAAUGAAGAAGAAAAGAAUAAAGCCAUCAUUCAGGAAGUUUGCUUUAUGAAAAAACUUUCAGGUCAUCCCAACAUUGUCCAGUUCUGCUCUGCUGCAUCUAUAGGAAAAGAAGAAUCGGAUACAGGGCAGGGAGAGUUUCUUCUGCUUACAGAGCUGUGUAAAGGGCAGCUGAUGGAAUUCUUAAAGAAAGUAGAAUCCAAAGGACCCAUCUCCUGUGACACAGUUUUGAAGAUCUUUUAUCAGACCUGCAGAGCAGUGCAGCAUAUGCAUAAACAGAAGCCUCCUAUUAUCCAUAGAGAUUUAAAGGUGGAAAACUUGCUUAUUAGUAACCAAGGGACGAUUAAACUUUGUGACUUCGGUAGUGCUACGACUAUAGCUUAUUAUCCUGACUACAACUGGUCUGCACAGAAAAGAGCACUGGUUGAAGAAGAGAUCACAAGGAAUACGACACCAAUGUACAGGACACCAGAAAUGAUAGACUUGUAUUCAAAUUUUCCAAUUGGUGAAAAACAGGACAUUUGGGCUCUGGGCUGUAUCCUGUACUUGCUGUGCUUUAGGCAACACCCGUUUGAAGAUGGAGCUAAACUUCGCAUAGUCAAUGGGAAAUAUAUCAUCCCACAAAAUGAUACACGUUAUUCUGUGUUUCAUGAUCUCAUUCGCUCCACUUUGAAGGUGAAUCCAGAGGAGAGAUUGUCAAUCACUGAACUUGUAAAUCAACUGCAGGAGAUUGCAGCAGCUAGGAACGUGAAUCCUAAAUCCCCCAUCACAGAGCUCUUGGAACAAAAUGGAGGCUAUGGAAACAAUGCUCAGCCUCGGGCAUCUGUGACCUCAGUUUCACAGGGUUCCAAGCCUGCAGGACAGCUCAACAAUAUGUACAAUGCAGGCCUGACCGUUGCGGAGUGUGACCAGACUUAUGGAGGGUUCUUUGAUAUUCUGAGGGGUGGAACAGAGCGAUUUUUCACUAAUAUUAAGGAUACAUCUUCUAAAGUUAUCCAGUCUGUGGCCAACUAUGCAAAAGGAGACUUGGAUAUAUCAUACAUCACUUCCAGAAUUGCUGUGAUGUCAUUUCCAGCUGAAGGUGUAGAAUCUGCCAUCAAAAAUAACAUAGAAGAUGUGCGGUUAUGUCUAGACUCUAAACAUCCUGGCCACUAUGCUGUGUACAAUCUCUCUCCAAGAACAUACAGACCUUCAAGAUUCCAUAAUAGGGUUUCUGAAUGUGGCUGGCCAGCAAGACGAGCACCGAGUCUUCAGAAUCUUUAUAGCAUAUGCAAGAACAUGCAUUUAUGGCUGAAGCAAGACCAGAAAAAUGUUUGCAUUGUGCACUGCCUUGAUGGAAGAGCAGCAUCUGCUGUUGUAGUUUGUUCUUUUCUGUGUUUCUGUCGUCUCUUCACUACUGCUGAAGCUGCAGUUUAUAUGUUCAGUAUGAAGCGCUGUCCACCUGGCAUUUGGCCCUCUCAUAAAAGGUACAUUGAAUACAUGUGUGACAUGAUGGCUGAAGAACCCAUUAUUCCUCACAGCAAGCCCAUCCUUAUCAGAUCAAUUGUCAUGACUCCAGUUCCUCUUUUCAGUAAGCAGCGUAAUGGCUGCAGGCCUUUCUGUGAAGUAUAUGUUGGUGAUGAGAGAGUAACCACUACCUCCCAGGAAUACGACAAAAUGAAGGAGUUUAAGAUUGAAGAUGGGAAGGCAGUAAUUCCACUAGGUAUAACAGUCCAAGGAGAUGUUCUCAUCAUAAUAUAUCAUGCCAGGUCAACGUUAGGAGGCCGACUACAAGCCAAGAUGGCUUCCAUGAAGAUGUUUCAGAUUCAAUUCCACACGGGUUUUGUGCCCCGAAAUGCCACCACAGUGAAAUUCGCCAAGUAUGAUCUGGAUGCCUGUGACAUACAAGAAAAAUAUCCUGAUUUAUUUCAAGUCAAUCUGGAAGUAGAGGUGGAGCCCAGAGAUAGACCUAGCUGUGAACAGCCACCGUGGGAUAAGAUCAAUAUAAAAGGACUGAAUCCGAAGAUCCUUUUCUCCACCCGAGAGGAACAACAAGAGAUUUUAUCAAAAUUUGGGAAACCGGAGCUGCCUAGACAACCAGGCUCAACUGCACAGUAUGAAGCAGAAGCAUCCCAGCUGGAGCAGUCUUCAGAAAGUGCACCUACCGAGACAGAGUCCCCACACAGCAGUAGUACUGAUGCAAAUAACUUCUUUCAUUCUCUGGACUGGAGAGAAGGAAAAAGUCCAGAAAGUGGAGUAGAGGACAAUUCGUCUAAAAAUGAUCGUGUUCACCUGUCUGAUGACAGGGAGGAGAGUGAGCCUUCAGAUGAGGAAUUCCCUACCUUUCCAGGUGAAGAAAGUGCCGUGAUUGUUGAUGAAAAUAACUCUACUACCCCAGAAGGAGAGUUGCUUUUUGAAGCUCCAUCUACAUCAUUACAAAAAUCUCUUCCUGAGGAGAAUGUAGAUUUACUGGGACUAGACUCUGAUAUUUCACCAGAACAGAAACCACCUAUCUCAGAAACAGACUCUUCGUCAAGUAACGCAGACUUGUUGAACAACCUGUUUGUGGGUAGUGCAUCACAGAUUUCAGAAGAACCCACUGGAGAUCUUCUUGGACAAGGAACAGAUUUCUUUUUCAGCAGUCAGUGUGCAGCUACCACUCAGGGUACAUCUUCAGCAGCUGCCAUGUCUUCGGCUGAUCCUUUUGACCCAUUCACAAUGUCAUCAAGUUCAGAGAAUCAAGCUCUGUCUGGUCCAGACCUCUUUGGAGACUUUCUUAAUCCAACCUCAGAAUCUACAGCUAGUACAGUUCCUUCCACACACAGUUCAUUUCCACCUUCUACCAGCUCAGAUUUCUUAAAUUUAGGGAACUUGACACCAGAGCCAGCUAAAAUGUCAUCUUCUACGAGCCAGCCAGAUCUCUUAGGUGGAUGGGAUUCUUGGGCAGAUUCUUCAGCAACCAGCAAUGUACCACCACCACAACUGAAGCCUCUUUUUGAAGGUCAAGCUUUUACCACAGGGAGCCAAUCCAGUGUCUCUUCAGGUCUGUCUUUCAGCCAGGCUAAAUCUCAGAACUUUGAUCCUUUUGCUGAUCUUGCCAAUCUUGGAUCUGGUCUUCCAGGUUCCUCCAGUGGUGGACUCUCAAGUGGUGGCUUUGGUCAGAAGACUGUUCCAUCUCAGAAGCUGGGAAAUCAGUGGCAGAAAUCUACAAAACCACCAAGUACUACAUGGCAGUCUCAGACUAAAUCCAGCACAGCAGCUAAACCAAAUUACACUGUAAACUUCAGUGUUAUUGGAGGACGAGAGGAAAGAGGAGUCAGAACCCCAAACUUUGGUCAAAAGCCAAAAGUUUCAGAAAAUGACUUUGAAGAUCUAUUAUCUAAUCAAGGCUUUUCAGCUAAAUCUGAUAGAAAGGGGCCAAAGACUAUUGCUGAGAUGAGAAAACAAGAAAUGUCUAAAGAUAUGGACCCCUUGAAACUCAAGAUUCUUGAAUGGAUUGAAGGAAAGGAGAGAAAUAUCAGAGCAUUAAUAUCCACUCUUCAUACAGUGCUUUGGGAAGGGGAAAAUAAGUGGAAACCAGUCAGCAUGGCCGACCUAGUCACUCCUGAACAAGUAAAGAAGUACUACAGGAAGGCGGUGCUUGUAGUUCAUCCAGAUAAGGCCACGGGACAACCUUAUGAGCAGUAUGCCAAAAUGAUCUUCAUGGAAUUGAACGAUGCAUGGUCAGAGUUCGAAAACCAGGGAUCAAAGUCUCUUUUCUAAAAAUUCACCUUUUACAGAACACUUCCAAAAAAGGAGCUGAGCGUUGUGACUUUAUGGCACCUAUGAUUCGUGAAGCGCUUUUCUGUGAUUUCAGCCCAGUUACCAGUCAUGCACUUAAAUGUGCAUUACAUACAUGUGUUAAGUAAACAUCUGCUUGGUACUAGAAGAAAUCACAGUCUGGGAGUGUAUUUGGUAAAAAGUAGAAUUUUAAUCUGUGAUUUUGGGGAUACUAGUAUUUAAUUAUAAAUCAUUCCAAUUUCCUUGACCUUUGCUUUAUGUGCACCUACCCAAUUUGUCUGUUACUUUCAGUACUUUUGUGAUUCAGUUUUGAUGUUGGUGCCUGUUGCCUUAUUCAAUGUGCUUUAGUUAUCGGCAGUGAAUUUGCUUGGCUUAUCUCAAACCUGAAGGUGUAUAUUUUCAUCUGUAUUUUAGGUAAUCAAUCUGAUAAUCGUUCUGUAAAUAAUGUUUUCUGACAAUAAAUGCGUUCCUACAAUAAAUUAAGAGUUGUUUAGCCAAAAAGGCCCCAUUUGUGGGAAAGUCAGUCAGGGUUGUUCUUGAUUUUCAAUUUUUUUUACAUAUCAUGAAUCUAGAAACAAAUCUUGACUUGAAGGUCUGCAUGUUCCUGCUGUUCUGUUAUUUAUUAUGGACCUUUGGAAGACAGUACUCUAAACAGUGCUUAUUUUCCUGGUUCUUUAAGUGGUGUCUUUUGCUUAUGAUUUCAGUGGAACAUUCCUUCCAUUGGACUUCAGAUACUCCGAUAGAAAUAAAGUUAUUCUGAAGCUUGAAGUGUAAGCACAAAACAUUCUACUCUGCUUUGAUUUGUCUGAGUAAAUACUACAUUACCCAUUAUCAUCUGGAGAGCAUUUAAUGUGUUUUAACACAUUUUUCUUCAUGUCUGAACUUCUGUAUUUUUGAGACACGCUUGACAUCUGUGUAUGUGAAAACAAGGAGUGUAUUGGUAGACUGUUGCACUUCUGCUCACCUACCUCCCAUCUGCUGGUUAGUGCAAGAUGAGUAGAGACACAACUUGAUAACAAAACUUGCCAUGUUUUCUCAUCCCUAUUCAGAGGGAAGUUUUUCACUAAUGCUGGGGUGAAUGGAUGCAAAUAACUAGCAACUGAUGUACUGUGUAGUAAAAAAAUGCAGCUUUUGUAUCAAGUUUGAAAUGUUGAAAAUUGAUAUUGUGGUAUUAAAGCUUUGACAAAAGUUUCUUGAAACAGUACAGUUGGGUAGUUGAGGAGAUAUUUUAAUCAUCUUGCCACUUUAUACAUUUUGCAUGCUUAAUGGAAAAGGGACCUGUACUAUUAUCAGAGGUAACUGUUCACCUAAACAGAAAACGUGAGAUUUUAAGGCCACCUGCUAGUUGGAUGAGGUUUUCUACUGCCAUACCAGACUGGGAGCUGAUGAGCUAGAGUCGUGAACACACGUUGCAAUUUGUAGUCUGUAAGCUCACAUCUAACACAGUUACUCUGAUAAAAGGUUUUGUAUGUGUAUUUUCACGUAUAUUCCGUGAUUAUUUUUUUUAAGAUGGAAGCCAGGAUCAGUUAUGGAUCAGGAAGGUUAUGUAUUAUUCAUAGUUGCAGUUGUAUUUCCUUUACUGCUUUGAAGCAGUCUUAAAUCUCAGUGGAUUUCUUCAUAAAAACAGGUAACUUCCUGCAUGACUUACAAUAAGAGCAAAUCUUUUUUCUGUGGGACGCUUCAUUAGUUCUUCAUAUGCAUUGUCUGAUCUAUGGUAAUUAAAGGCUUCUGCUGGUAGGACAAGUUUGUUAGAGAGCUGCAUGGCUUUUUACAGUUCUAAGGCAAAUGUUAUCUAGUAAUUGAUUUAAAAAGACACACAGAUACAUGAUGACUGAUUGCACUCCUACAUACAGCUGAGAGGUAAAGCAUUUCUGAGGGAGCCGCUUUUAGUAAGGGCUACUUUUAAAAACCUUUUAAGUUGUGCAUACAGGCAACUUAAUUUGGAGAGAUGCAUUUUUAAUUGCUGUCUUCUUGAAAUAUAUGUAUUAAAAAACCAGAAAAUUUGGAGAAAAAUAUCUUUCUCUGCUUUGUAUGUUUGGUAGGAUUUUCUCAAUAAUGUCUACGUUUGUCUUGCUAUUUCUCUACUCUUGUUUGCAAAAUUAACAACAGGGAAGAACCUUAGUGUAGUUUUAAGUGAGCAGGGAAGCAUGAGUGCAAAUGUUUUAUUUGUAACUGAAGAGUUCUUCAAAUUGAUUCCCCCUUUUUAAAAUUAUGGAAAUCAUAAAUUUUGGCUGUGGAUUUUUCCAAGAGCCAUUUGAUAAUUAAUGAGAUUUCUCUUCAACUUAUUUUAUGGCUUAAUCAGCCUUGCUGAUUCUUCUAUCCUGCUCAUUUCUAUGUAGUUGAAUUUUGGUUCUAAGAACCUGGGAGAAGCUUAGUUUGGUGAACUCGGAUCCUGACACUGAAAUAGUUUUGCAGGGGGUUUUUUUUGUGUAACUGUGUUAUUUACCUAUCUUGCCUACAAGAAUGUAUGUAAAGUUGGAUUUCAGUGAGGCUCUGUAAGCAAACUUUAAAAAUUCAAGUGAUGAACAUGAACAGUAAACAAGUUUUUUGUUUUCUUUGGAAGAUAAAGCAGCAUGAGGACCACCGAAGACAUUUCGUAGUGUAAGGCUUAUAUUAAUUUUUUUAAUUGCACUACUCUGGGAAGAUGGAAGUGAAAAUAAAUUUUAUAUAGAGACAUAUAUUGAGGCAUAAUGGUGCUUUUGAAGGAAAGGAUCAUUUGGAAGAAAAAGUCCAGAAAUUCUGAGUUCAUCUUGAAACAGUAAUAAAAAAUUGUGAAGAAAAAAAAGGGGAAUGAGGGCUUUUCAACCUUUCUCACACUCUGUACUUCACUGUUAAUUGGCUGGCUGCUGUAUGGGAUAGGUCUGCACACAGACUGAUACAUACAUAUAUUGUUAUAGCUGUAUUGUCCACAUACUGAAAAACUUGUAGAAUAGGCUACAGAAAAAAUUGGUUAAGAUGAGGCUUGGUUAGAUACUGUGAAUUUUCUUUAGGCUUAAAAGUGUCUAUUUUCCAUUUAUCUCACAUGUUAAAUUUUGAAAUGUUGAAGUGAAAUCAAGUCCUGAAAGCUAGACCUUAUAUCUGCUGCUUCUGACAGCAAAGCUUGAGGUUGAGAUAACUGAAUGUUGCCAGUAGAUUGAUGUUGUGUCCACCAGAGUUCACACUUGGCACUUGAAUUUUGAUUGUGAAACAGGUAAAUUUAACUCUUGCAGCAAGUUGUGGUGCCUUUUUGCCUAUAUUUGUAGUUCUUUGUCUGUUAUCGACAGCUGACUUCAUUGCAGCCUGCCAGGAUCCCCUUCUUAAAAGGAGGUAGCUUGACAUGGCUGUUGCAAGAGCAAUGAAAAACAAUGCAACAUAGAUUCAGGGAAGAGUAGAGAAGAAAACUUCCAGACUCCAACCUACAUACCAAAUGUUGUUUUCUAAUUCUCUCUUUAUUGAUCUAUUCGUACCUACCUCUGCUAAAACCAGGUCUAGACUAGUAGGAAGAACCUGUUUUGCAGGCUGUUUUUUGAACCCUUUUAGAAGUGCUACUCACUGGCUACAGUCCUUGGAUUAUUUUUUUUUUUUUUUGGCAGAAGUUGCUAUAAAGCAGGGCUUAUAAAAUGAUAGGGCAGACUUUCACUAGCUUUUUCUUGAUUAAGUUUAUUGUUACAUUGCUGUUUGAACUGGAGAGUCAGGCAAUGUAACUUUUAAAACAGAAAGCUGUGAAGAAGUUGGUGUUAUGAGCGUGUGUGGCUAGAUCCUGCCAAAUGGAGAAGAGUGUGUUUUGACCAUGUUGGAGGAAAUCAGUUGGUGUCUUUACCAUUGAGCGUGUCUGUGGUGUUUUGUAAUGCUGCCAGAUUUCCCUGAACUUAACUGCAGGGAAGAGAAAGAAAAUGAGCAGUUAAGCACUCACUCAUGGGUUUAUGCUCAAUUUUAUUAUUGAGUAGUGAUUCCCAGAUAUCAAGCCUGGGUAGAAAAGUUCCUCUGCAUUGUUAUUUGGAUAAAGUUCAUAUAGUUUCCUAAUAAAUUAUAGUUUCCUUCAUCAAGUACAGAAUGGAAAACCUACAACAGCGACCAAGUAAGCUUGCUUGCACCAGUGGCAGAGUCUUUGGUGUUGCACCUGUGAGGGUAGCUCAUGAAAAAUGCCUUUUUACGUCCAUUUUCUUGCUAUUUGUAGAAAGUUCCUCCAAUGUUCUACCCAGCACGGAGUAACAAUUCCUUCCUGAAUGCAGGCUAAGUCUCAAAGCUGCAUGCACAGGAUUAGUCUUUUGCACCAAGAAAGCAGAGUUUGAUUGUAAACGAAAUCUUGGCUGCUCUUUGGGACUGCGACGUUACACGCACCAUUCCACAACCAAAAGCCAGACUGCAGUUUCCCUGUCACCGGUAGUAUAUUUGCAUAGUCAUUGGCCAUUGCAUUGUCUGCUGCUUGUAGGAGUGUUUCAGAGGUUGCCUAAGUGUAGAAACCUUGUUGCUCCUUAGUUGUGCCCUUAAUUGCCUCCUAAUUGCAAUUUAAUGAGUGCUUUGUAAAUAGUUUCAAAUUAGUCUUUUGGAAUUGCCUGUGCUUUGAGUCAGUUGACAUUUUCUGUCAAUAACUUGCAGGUGAUUGACCUGCAAAAGCUGCAGAAGGAAUGUAUCAUUUCUUACUCCUUGAGUCUGUCAUUGGUGCAGAGUAGCUGUAGCUACUGGAUGCCCAGUGCCUGGGAGUAAAGGGUUACUCGGCUGUCCUGUGGUUCUGGUUUUGAUGAGUAUCUCGCAGUGCUUGUUUGCUCUCUGUUUUGGUGAGCUUAUUGUGGACUGCGGUUUAGAAUGCAUUAAGCUUCCAAUAUAUGCUCCAAAAAUACAGAUUCAGCCAUUUUUAUGAAGCAUACAUGUUGUUAUAGAAGCUUUUAUUACCAAAAGAAAAUUAAGAGGCAUUGCCUCUGAAAACUCUUCAGUGGUAUGUACUGUAUAUUUGCAAUGUAGACUUCUAGAAGUGAUUGUCAUCUCUGAUAAGGAUUAAUUUGCUUUUGAGGUCCUUAUUGUAUUUACUUGUAGUUGUAAUUGUACUUUAUAUACCUGUGUUUUUUUCUGGUUGGGGUUUGUGGAAGGACAAAACAGAGGUUCAAGUCUUACUUUUUGCCAUCUUUCAGGAAACGCAAUGUACUGAGUAAUGCUACUAGUAGUGAAAUGAAGAUUAUACCUGUAUGUAUACAAAGGGGAUAUAGUAAAAUUAAACCUUGUUUUAAAGUAGAUUUAAUGUUUGGCACAAUGUCCUUGAACAGAAUAUUUGCUUUGAAAUGUAUUACAACUUAACCAAUGAUCAAUUAAAACAAACAAAAUGA
Messenger RNA from Cuculus canorus (common cuckoo), 9362 nucleotides. RefSeq names its product cyclin G associated kinase (gene GAK). Gene Ontology annotation, molecular function: ATP binding; AP-2 adaptor complex binding; protein serine/threonine kinase activity. Gene Ontology annotation, biological process: protein phosphorylation; regulation of clathrin-dependent endocytosis; positive regulation of Notch signaling pathway. Bases 91 to 4044 code for a protein of 1317 amino acids. The transcript has 28 exons. The record is from RefSeq and is a predicted model, not a curated record. Gene Ontology annotation, cellular component: cytoplasm. NCBI's taxonomy places the organism in Eukaryota, Metazoa, Chordata, Aves, Cuculiformes, Cuculidae.